UAAUUGGCUCAUCAUUUUAAUUCAGUAGUAUUUCAAGGUUUAGAAAUAUCGAAAACAAUAUUAACAGAGACACAGUUAUUUAAAGUAAGUCCAUUUUCUGGGUGAAUAUUCUCUUGAGCGUUUUGUCUAAUGUUAAUUUCAUUUGAAGCUGUAAUAUCUAUAUUUAUGCCAAGUGCUUGGCCCAGAAUGUUUUCUGAAAUUCUUCUUUUAUUUUCUAAUGAAUUCUCAACAUAGCGUUCGGCUUCACCGUUGGAUUUCCACCCUCCAUGUUGCUUUAUUUUCAGAAUGUCCGCUUCUGAGUCUACCAAGAGAGAUGAUGACAAGCGUCUGAAACCAUAUCCUAUGGACUUUUCCGCAAUAGGUAUACCCAGGUACUGAGAAAUCUUUGCUUGUAAUUUUCCAAUGUUAUUUAUGCGUACGGGUUUUAUGCCACAUUUUCCAUUAUAAUAUCGAAGCGAAGAUAUUGUUGGCCAUUUAUUUGACCAUAAAGCUGUUGUGACCGCGCAAGUUGCUGUGAAUGGUCACACGAUAACGAAAUAAUAAUUGAAUGGAUUGAAAAGAUUGUGUGACGCUGUUAGGAGAAAGCGGCCACAGCUUUGGACAGGCGGAGACUGGUUGCUGCAUUACGACAAACUAUCAAUAGAAUCUUGUGAAGCAAAAUUUAACAAAGCACCAAGCUGUACAGCUUCACCUGCCUUUUUCUAGUAUUUUCAUGUGGUUAUUUCCCAAAUUAUAAACGCACUCAAAUGACAACAGGUCGAUCACAAGUAGAUAGUUCAAACUAUUGCGAUGAAUGCAUGAGAGACAAUAAUCAAAAUUUGCUUCAGAAAACCUUUGGUAAACAUGUCGCUGGAUCAUGAAGAAUAACAUUAUGCGAAAAUAUGAAAAUGGGCUCCAUACAUUCCUUUCUGUUAACAUUUAUAAAUCCUAGAACUAUAAAGCAAAUGUGAAAUUUUGGAAAUUUUUUGACACUUCAUUGCUUCGUGAUUGAAGCGCAAUUUUAAAAAUGAAGUUUAAACUUCAAACGUCGGCUUAAACGACAGAUACCCACUUCUUUUAUGUUUUAUAGAUUGCGUUUACAGAAAAACUUUGGUUUAACUAAUACCGGUGAUAGUUUCAAAUUUAGUUAAGCAUGAAACUUAGGAUUCCACCCUAGCUUUUUCAAAGCUUUAAUGUUUUAACGAUAUGGUCUUGAGUAAGGAGUUGUGGAUUUGAAAAAUGUCAAACUAAAUCCACUUUAUAUUUGAUAAAGUUGAUGAAAUUAUCAACAUUAUCGAUACGCCGAAAAAACAAAAAGUUAUUCGUUCCAGAGCGAAUCUUUAAAUUGUCCCACAUUUUUUAAAUUUGUUGAUCUAUCGAAAAUAUGAUUGUUCUUGUUAUUUUCAUUAUUAAAUUUCUAUGCAGACUCCUCCCAUUUUUUUCGUUUCCUUUCAAGUUACCGUAUCACUUUUUUAUGGAUUCGACUGUUUCUUUAUAUUUCUUUACUAGCACUACUUUAUAAAUCUUUAUUGCACGAUUUUUUUUGUGUCUUGUACAUUUUUCUUUAUAAAACCUUCUUAAACAAUUAAACUUUAAAACAAAUAUCGAAAAAAUUUGGGAAAACUAGCAGAAAAUCUUUUUCAUUCUUUGUUCAAACUAGAGUAAAAACCAUAGUUUGAACUUUAGAUUAAUUUUCAGUUUUACCCUAGGUUGUAAAAUUGGCCUGUAGCAGUUGCCUCAUUUCAGUCAAAAGCAUUAUGUUAUUGACAGAGAACUAGCAUGUUUUUUCAUUAAUUUUUGUUUAUCCUUUUUAAAACAACUUCAAAACCAGUUAUAAACGAAUAAUUACUUCGUUUUCAGAAUUUGCCUUAUGCCUUUACUAUUCUAUCAAUCAAUACACUUUCUCCCUUCAAUUUCAGAGAGUAUCACUUCGUGAGGGCAUAAGUUGUAUAUUAUUUAACAUUUUUCGUGAUGAACUAAUAUUAAGUCAAUAUGGAAAACGUAUAGGAAGAAGAGAGUACUUACUGGUUUCAGUUGAAGUAUAAUGUCAAACGAAUCAGAGACGAGAGUUUCUCUGGAAGAAGAUAAAGGAUUUUCGAUGGUGUUAAAACACAAAAUAGAUAAACUAAGAAAUAUAAUAACGGUGGAACCAUUGGUAGGAUUCUAUCAAUUAGGACUAUUUUUAACGAAACCGGCAUUGGAUAGCUUAGAACUUGAAAAAGCUUGUAGGAUAAGUUUAGGAUAUAAUGAUACAGUAUGUAAAGCUGUUAUUGGAGGUAACCAUCAGCAGUUUUCAGACGAAAAUGACAGCAUUCAGGUUGUAGUGAGUAAAAUGCAUAUGUGGCAACACGUAAUGCAGAGUAUAGUACCAUUACUUCUUAUCAUUUUCCUUGGCACCUACAGUGACAAAUACAAAUGGAGAAGGCCGUUUUUCAUAAUACCUCUGGUAGGACAUCUCAUAGGUAACAUAGGAUGUAUGUUGUGCGUCUUAAACAUGACAACUUGGCCGCUAGAAGCUCAAGCUGUAUUCCAGAAAGUAGUUCCUUCGAUAUGUGGAUCUCAAGUAAUAGUUUCGAUGGCUACGACGGCUUAUAUAGCUGAUGUGAGCGAUGUUAAAUCUAGAACAUUCAGAUUAGGAGUGACUACAAUAGUAAUAAAUAUCUCGGUACUUUUAGCUAAUUCCAUAUCGGGUGUUGUUUUUACGAAAAUCGGCUAUAACGGUGUUUUAUCAGUUUCAUCGUUGAUGUUCAUUCUAGGUAUUAUAUACGCUUCAUUAUGGAUCAAAGAAUAUCAACCAACUUUCGAGAAAAAUAAAUUAGUACAUUUAUUUAUGAAUAUGUUUGAUCCUAAAAAUGCCAUGGAAACUAUCACAGUCAUUUUUAAAACGAAGGGGAAAAGUAAACACCUGUAUGCGAUGCUAUUAUUCGUCAUGAUUUAUCAAUCUGCUCUAGAAGGAGAAAAUAACCUACUGUAUCUUUACGUACAAAAUGUGUUCCAUUGGACUGUCGUAGAUUAUGCUUACUUUUCAACUGCAAAUUCUGCAGUAUCAGUAUUCGGUAAUAUUUUAGGAUUAUGUGUGUUCGUGAAAAUUCUAGGAGCUGGUGAUCUUGUUAUUUUAUUUAUGACGGUAUUAACGAAAUUAAUUUCUGAAAUAAUAUUUGGUUGCGCCAAAUCAUCUGUUGUAUUCUAUAUAGGUACUAUAGCUGGUAUAGUAACAAAAUUGUACAAAAUAAUAAAAAGAUCAUAUGCGACAAAAUUGGUAACGCGAGAAGAUACCGCAAAAACCCAAUCGCUAUUUAGUCUUUCCGAAGCCAUUUCCCCAGCUGUGGCUGUACCUCUAUAUAAUUUAAUUUAUGUUAAUACCUUACAUACUUUUCCAGCUGCUGCCAUAUUCUUCAGCGUGUUUCUUUACAGCAUUUGUUGUUGCCUAGUAUUGUGGAUGUACUGUUCAACCAAAAUAGAAAAUAAUAAUGAAUUUAUUGAAGGAGAAGGUCGAUACAAGAAAACAGAAACGGAGAUUCUUCAUAUGUGAUUUUAUUUAAAUAAAUUUAUUAUUCUA
This is a messenger RNA of Diorhabda carinulata, 3538 nucleotides long. RefSeq names its product solute carrier family 46 member 3-like. Gene Ontology annotation, molecular function: transmembrane transporter activity. The coding region runs from base 2024 to 3511 and encodes 495 amino acids. Gene Ontology annotation, cellular component: membrane. The transcript is spliced from 7 exons. NCBI's taxonomy places the organism in Eukaryota, Metazoa, Arthropoda, Insecta, Coleoptera, Chrysomelidae. The record is from RefSeq and is a predicted model, not a curated record. Gene Ontology annotation, biological process: transmembrane transport.